This is a messenger RNA of Ananas comosus (pineapple), 2374 nucleotides long. Its product is annotated as QWRF motif-containing protein 2-like. Gene Ontology annotation, cellular component: centrosome; nuclear microtubule; cytoplasm. The record is from RefSeq and is a predicted model, not a curated record. Gene Ontology annotation, molecular function: microtubule binding. Bases 136 to 1926 code for a protein of 596 amino acids. NCBI's taxonomy places the organism in Eukaryota, Viridiplantae, Streptophyta, Magnoliopsida, Poales, Bromeliaceae. Gene Ontology annotation, biological process: centrosome cycle; spindle assembly. The transcript has 6 exons.
AAAGAGAAAGAGAAAGAGAGAGAGAGAGAGAGAGAGGUAACUACUUAAGAAUAAGCUCUCUCUCUCUCUUAGUUCUCGAAGCUUCUUCGGCCCCCCUAACCCCCAUUCUCUCUCUUCUCUCUAUAUCUGUUCGCCAUGGCGGCCGCGGUCACCACCGCGGCCGCAGCGACCCCAUCCACCGCGGCAGCAUCUGCCCCACCCACCGCACGAAUCUCCAAGCAACCCUCCCCCUCCCCCUCCGCCUCCCCUCUCCGCCGCUCCGAAAAUCACAACAAUGCCGCUCUGCUUCGUCGCCCCAAAUCCAAAUCCAAGCCCAUCCCCUCCCGCUACCUCUCCACCACCACCCCUCCCUCCUCCUCCUCUUCUUCUUCCUCCUCCUCCUCCUCUACACGACGCUUCGCUUCCCCUCUCCCCACCCCCCGCUCCUCCUCCUCCUCCUCCUCCUCCUCCUCAUCCUCCAUUGCUGCCCCACUCCGCUCCUCCUCGGUCGACCGUGCGCGGCCCCACUGCGUCCCCGACCCCUCCGCGAAGCCCCUCUCCUCCUCCUCCUCCUCCUCCACCACCCGGAGCCUCUCCGUCUCCUUCCAGGGCGAGCCCUUCUUCUACUCCGCCGCUAGGGCCAGCACCACCUCCCCUUUCCCCUCCCGCAAACCCUCCCCCGAUCGCCGCCCUGUGGCGGCGAGGGCCCGCUCCGAGAACCCUAAACCCUCGCUCGAUCCCUCCCGCGGCGGCGGCGGCGGCGGCCGCCGAUGGCCCUCCGCCAAAACCCUAAUCUCCGAUCAGCUCGCCAAGAGCCUGGAUUUGUCCUCCGUCGACAAGGAGGACCCCAUCAUGGCCGCCAUCCACCUCCUGCGGCGCUCCAUCGCGGCGGAAGAUGGGUUCAGGCGCGCUUCCUUCGACGCGGCGGAGCUUUCCGUGUCUUCGGACACGGAGAGCGCUUCGUCGGGAAGCAAUUCCGGGUCUCUGGAAGCCCCGAUUCCCCCGGGGCGGGGCACGCCGGGGGGAACCACCGUUCCGGCGAGGUUUCUGCAGCAAACACCUUUGCCAGUACCUUCGCGUAUUUCGCGAGCCGCGCCGUCUCCAAAGACGGUGCCGGCGAAGAAGUCGUUGCUCAACGGGUUCUCUUGUUCUUCUCCAUCCCCUGCCUCUUCGACUAAGAAUGUGCCUCCGCCAUUGAAGAGGACGGCUAGUCCUUCUAGGGCUCGGAAUGGUUCUGCUGCGGAGCGCAUUUCGAAUGGUGGGCAAUGUCCUAAGAGCUCUUCGGUCAUAGGUUUUGGGGUUGAAGCGAGGAGAAGGAAGAGUGGGGAUAUCAAGGUUGAAGAAGCACACUUGUUAAGAGUGCUUUAUAAUAGGCUACUGCAGUGGUGGUGUGUUAAUGCUCGAGCUGGUGCCGCUUUUUUGGCACAAAAGGCAGCUGCGGAGAAAGAUUUGUAUGAUGCAUGGUGUGCCACCUCCAACAUUCGUGAUUCUGUUAUGCGUAGGAAGCUCGGGUUUCAACUACUUACACAGAAGUCUAAGCUUUUCUUCAUUCUAAAGGGACAAAUGGCCUAUUUGGAGGAGUGGUCAUUGGUAGAUAUAGACCAUUUAAGUUCUUUAUCAGGAGCUAUCGAAGCGUUAAAAACCAGUACUCUCCGCAUACCUGUUACAGAUGGAGCAAAGGCAGAGAUCCAAGAAGUGAAAAAUGCUGUGGGUUCCGCUGUUGAUGUUAUGCAGACAAUAGGGAGCUCAACAUGCUCUUUACUCUGGAAGGUAGCGGAGACGAGCUCGCUGGUAUCCGAACUAUCUAAAAUUGCUGCAGAAGAACGAGCACUGAUGGAACAGUCUAGAGAGCUAUUGUCAGCAGCAGCAGCAAUGCAUGUUAAACAUUAUAGCCUCCUAGGGCAACUAAUACAGCUAACUCGCCGAGAAAGCCAGAGGCAUUUGUAACACAAAGACUAAAGCCUGAACAACUAACCUCUCAGCGUAUAGCUAACUGGAGAUUGAUGCCAAAAAUUACAAAAAAUGGUAGUUCGAUGGGUGCGAACUGGGUGCUUUGAUUGUGAUCUCAACUAGGUAGCUGUUGCACAUAAUUUUGUUCCCUUACUUUACAGCACUUGUUAGUACCAGAGACGGGAAAAAAAAAAAAAAUCACAGCAUUAGCUGUUUAUUGGAGUUUUGGUCCCGUACCAAUCAAAGGGGAGUUGAUGCUGUAUAUAUCUGUUGGGCAAGAUGAGUUGGUUAUCUCUUUUGUUUUGGCACCAAUGUUUGGUACGUCCAACUCAUGUGGGUCCUUUUGUUCAUCUUCUCUAGAUCUCACGUGAAUAACUAUGUCCAAUCUCAGAUUGUGUAGCGCACCACAAUGAUAUGUUCUAUUGAAAGUUUGCUUUGAGCAUUA